AUGGAAUCCCUCACUGAACAAAUAUGGGAUGUGAUAAUUGCUGGCACGAGUCUAUCACAAUCUUUACUAGCACUAGCGCUAUCAAAAUGCGACCUGAAAGUGUUGCACGUUGACCAAAAUGACUACUACGGUGGCGUGGAUGCUGGUCUGAGUUUGGACGAGGCACAAAGAUGGGUUGAACGUCAAACGACUCGAACAGAUCAGACGCAGGCUUUAUCAUUCAGCAUCGUCAAAGCUGAGGACUCCUCCGCACUUCAACAAUCCCGGGCAUACACGAUCAGUCUGGAACCCCAGAUCAUCUAUGCCAAAUCUAGGAUCCUUCCAACACUUGUCUCAUCCCAACUACACACGCAACUCGAGUUUCAAGCUGUUGGCUCAUUCUUCGUGUAUGCAAACGACGAGCUGCAGAAGAUACCGAGCAACAGAGAAGAUGUUUUUGCAGAUGAUGUGUUAUCAGUCAGAGACAAGAGAAGGUUGAUGGGUCUACUGCGUUAUGUCGUCGAAGAACAAGAUCAGGAUGAGGGUGUGAGCAUGCAAGAUCAGCCGAGCACUCUCCAAGCCAGGUUGCAAAGUCAAUUCAAGCUACCUGAUCACCUCAUUGCACCAGUCCAAGCAUUGAGUCUGAGCACUAGGGCAUCAAACGAUACUGCUUUUGAUGUCGCUAUGGCUAGACUGAAGCGACACUUGACGUCGAUGGGCUACUUUGGUCCAGGUCUUGCAGCAGUCAUGGCCAAGUAUGGCGGUAACUCAGAGAUCGCUCAGGUCGCUUGCAGAGCCGGUGCUGUAGGCGGCUUUGUCUAUCUGCUUGGUCAUGGCAUCAAGUCAGUCGUACCCCUCCACGAAGAUUCGUCGUUUGAGGUUGAGCUUUCCGAUGGUACGAAAGUCAGAUCCAAGCACCUUGUCGGCAUGACGGAUGACCUACCUGUCGAGAUUCUCUCAAACCCAAAUUCAGGGCAACCACGACGCGACGAUCAGACAGUGGCACACAGUAUCAGCGUUGUUUCGUCACCACUAAAACCCCUCUUCGCCUUAGCUUCAGACAGCAGCAACGUGCCAGCUGUAGCCAUCAUACUCGUCGAUGAUGGCGACCUAACCCAAUCACCAAUCUAUUUACAAGCACAUUCAGAGGAAACAGGCGAAUGCCCGUUCGAUCAAAGUAUCAUUCACGCUUCGACCUUGCACCAAGGCGGAUCAAGUCAACCGCGCCUAGAGACGGCUGUCAAGAAGAUCAUUAGCACCGCCAACAGCAAUGAAAACGCAACGAUUUUAUGGCAGAUGAACUACGUUCGACAGGAAGCCAAAAGCCGUGACGUCUCCAAUUCCACAACAUUAGGCGACAGUGACUCCAACAUUAUCAUCUUCCCAGAAAGACCUCACGAUCUCACGCUCGAAGACACCAUUCUAGACGACGUCAAGUCAGCUUGGGAGAAAAUCCUUGGGAGUCGCAGCACCGAGUAUGAUUUUCUGCGCUUCGAGGAGCGGAGAGAUACGGAAGAGGAAGAUUAG
Lithohypha guttulata is the source of this 1506-nucleotide messenger RNA. RefSeq names its product Rab proteins geranylgeranyltransferase component A (gene MRS6). Gene Ontology annotation, biological process: small GTPase-mediated signal transduction; vesicle-mediated transport; protein geranylgeranylation. Gene Ontology annotation, cellular component: Rab-protein geranylgeranyltransferase complex; nucleus; cytosol. Bases 1 to 1506 code for a protein of 501 amino acids. Gene Ontology annotation, molecular function: GDP-dissociation inhibitor activity. Lineage: Eukaryota; Fungi; Ascomycota; Eurotiomycetes; Chaetothyriales; Trichomeriaceae. The transcript has 4 exons. The record is from RefSeq and is a predicted model, not a curated record.